AUGAACGGCAUCAAUGUGGAUAUAAACCAUCUGAAAAAGGGAGAGGUCAACCUAGGAACUUCAAUUAUGGCCGUCAAGUUUGAUGGAGGUGUCAUUUUGGGGGCUGAUUCUCGUACCACUACAGGUGCUUACAUUGCCAACAGAGUAACAGAUAAAUUGACUCAAGUCCACGGCACCGUGUGGUGUUGUAGAUCAGGCUCUGCUGCAGAUACCCAAGCUGUUGCCGACAUAGUGAAGUAUCACUUAGAACUGUAUGAAGCCCAACAUGGAGCACCACCAACUACUAAGAUAGCUGCGUCAUUAUUCCAGGAAUUGUGCUACAACAACAAGGAUGCAUUAACAGCUGGUAUUAUCUGUGCCGGAUAUGAUGAUAAAGAGAAGGGUGCAAUUUACAGUAUCCCAAUUGGAGGUUCUAUUCACAAACAAGAAUAUGCCAUUGCCGGUUCGGGAUCGACGUUUAUUUAUGGAUACUGUAACAAGAAUUUCAAAAGCAAUAUGACAAGAGAUGAGACUGUUGAAUUUAUCAAAACUUCGUUGUCGCAGGCGAUCAAAUGGGAUGGAUCUUCAGGUGGUGUUAUACGAAUGGUUGUACUGACUGCGUCUGGAGUUGAAAGAUUAGUGUUCUACCCUGAAGAUUAUGUUAACGCUUAG
Komagataella phaffii GS115 is the source of this 651-nucleotide messenger RNA. RefSeq lists its product as uncharacterized. The record is from RefSeq and is a predicted model, not a curated record. Gene Ontology annotation, cellular component: proteasome core complex. The coding region runs from base 1 to 651 and encodes 216 amino acids. The transcript has a single exon. Lineage: Eukaryota; Fungi; Ascomycota; Pichiomycetes; Pichiales; Pichiaceae. Gene Ontology annotation, molecular function: threonine-type endopeptidase activity.